Candoia aspera is the source of this 3272-nucleotide messenger RNA. It is a transcript of the gene FUBP3, whose product is annotated as far upstream element binding protein 3. Gene Ontology annotation, molecular function: mRNA binding. The record is from RefSeq and is a predicted model, not a curated record. NCBI's taxonomy places the organism in Eukaryota, Metazoa, Chordata, Lepidosauria, Squamata, Candoiidae. The coding region runs from base 113 to 1711 and encodes 532 amino acids. Gene Ontology annotation, cellular component: nucleus; cytoplasm. Gene Ontology annotation, biological process: regulation of DNA-templated transcription. The transcript has 19 exons.
CCGGCGGAAGCGAGGGAGGGACUUCCUUUUCCGGGUACGGGUCCCCAGGCGGAGGGAGAGCGAGGCAGCCGGAGCGCUUGAGCCCCCGGGCGCAGGACGGAGAGGCCGACAAAUGGCUGCUAAAAUUGGAGAAAUUUCUCACUUGAACAAUUCUACACCACUUGUGGACCCCUCUGUGUACGGUUAUGGAGUAAAACGGGCCUUGGACGAUGGAAGUCUUCGCGUAAAUUGGAUGCAUGGACCACAGAUAAGAGAAAACCAAAGAAUAGGUAACCAGUUAGGGGCCCUAGUACAUCAAAGGGCAGUAAUAACCGAAGAAUUCAAAGUGCCUGACAAAAUGGUUGGCUUCAUUAUCGGCAGGGGUGGUGAGCAGAUCUCCCGGAUUCAGGCAGAGUCAGGGUGCAAAAUUCAGAUUGCACCAGACGGCGGUGGGAUGGCGGAACGGCCUUGUAUGCUCACCGGAUCCCCAGAGAGCAUCGAACAAGCGAAGCGGUUACUGGGCCAGAUCGUGGAUCGGUGUCGGAACGGGCUGGGCUUUCACAAUGACGUGGACAACAACAGUACAGUACAAGAAAUUCUUAUCCCGGCAUCCAAAGUGGGCCUGGUCAUUGGCAAAGGCGGUGAAACGAUAAAGCAGCUGCAGGAACGAACAGGCGUGAAAAUGAUUAUGAUCCAAGAUGGCCCUUUACCGACUGGAGCAGAUAAACCUCUUCGGAUUACCGGAGAUGCUUUUAAAGUACAGCAAGCCAGAGAGAUGGUACUGGAGAUCAUCCGAGAAAAAGAUCAGGCAGACUUCCGGGGCGUACGCAAUGAUUUUACGUCCAGAAUGGGAGGAAGCAUAGAGGUCUCCGUACCCAGAUUUGCGGUGGGAAUUGUAAUAGGAAGAAACGGCGAAAUGAUCAAAAAGAUUCAGAACGACGCAGGGGUUAGGAUUCAGUUUAAACCAGAUGAUGGCAUUAGCCCAGAAAGGGUCGCACAGGUCAUGGGCCUUCCCGAGCGAUGCCAGCACGCGGGUCACAUCAUCACUGAGCUCAUUCUCACGGCACAGGAGCGCGAUGGGUUCGGGAGCCUUGCCAUCACCCGGGGGAGAGGGCGUGGCCGGGGAGACUGGAGCGUGGGCACGCCUGGCGGCAUGCAGGAAAUCACUUACACGGUGCCAGCUGAUAAAUGUGGCCUGGUGAUUGGCAAAGGAGGUGAGAACAUCAAGAGCAUAAAUCAGCAAUCGGGGGCUCACGUGGAACUCCAGCGAAAUCCCCCUCCCACCACGGACCCUAACAUUCGGAUAUUCACCAUACGGGGGGUCCCCCAGCAGAUUGAGCUCGCAAGACAUCUGAUCGAUGAAAAAGUCGGAGGCCCCAGCCUGGGCGCACCCGGAGGAUUUAGCCAAAGUCCGUUCAGCCAGCCACCUGCGACAACCCAUCAAAACGGUCCUCAGGCGUUCAUGACCCAAGGCUGGGGAAGCACCUACCAGACGUGGCAGCAGCCGGGCCAGCAGGUUCCAAGUCAGCAAAGCCAGCAGCAGAACAGCCAACCGGAUUACAGCAAGGCAUGGGAAGACUACUACAAAAAGCAGAGUCACGCUGCCACAGCUGUUUCUCAAGCCAGCAGCCAGCCAGACUACACGAUGGCGUGGGCAGAGUAUUACCGACAGCAGGCAGCCUAUUAUGGGCAGACGUUAGGACAGGCUCAGGCCCACAGCCAGGAGCAGUAGAACAACUGUUUUGAUUCUUCUCUUCCUUUUCAUUUUCUUCGAAUCAUUGUGGAAACAAACCUUUUUUGUAACAGAGGUUUCUAGAUUUGCAACCGUUUGAUGAAGACUUCUUUCUUUCUUUUUCUUUCUCUCUUUCUUUCUUUCGUGAAACACUAGUUGUUAGGAUAAUCUAUACUGAACUUUUUCUAAAAAUCAGGAACAAUUAGUAAUGUGUACUAAACUUUAUGGACAUGUUAUGUCAUUUUCUUUCUUUUUCUUAUUUCUUUUUUUGUUUUUGUUUUUAAUUGGGGGGGUACGUUCAUUUCCAAAUUUGCAAGGAAAAAAGAGAGGAAAAAAAAAACAGGAAGCGAAACUCCAGGAAUGUGGUUUGGGGGGAGGCCAACGAGCAGCUGGCAUCAAAACUUUUCCCCAAAGCUGUGACAGUUUCAACAAGUGGGUUUUGUGUGUUCGUGUGGCUCCCCCCCCCCACCUCUUCUCCUUGUAUUUUAAUUUUAAAUCUCUUCUGUUGAAACAGAAAAAAAAACAAAAAAAAUGCUUGGAAGUCUUAGGUGGUAUGUAACAAAUUCUAAAAAAAAAAAAAUGAAAUUUUUAAAAAACAGUAUUUAAAUAUUCUUAAAUAUGUAAAUUCAUUAAGUAUUUUACUUCUAAUUUCUUGUACCUUGGCUGUCUUUUUUGAUUUUAUUGCAUUUUUUUAAAAGAAGAAACUGAAUUAUGCUAUGUAUUGUAAUUAAUUAUGUGAAUUCUUUAUCAAGACAGUUACUGUUUGCUAUCGAGUUCGUUUAUUGCGGGGGAAUUUUGUAGGGGGCUGUAUAAUUUCUAGAGAUCUAAAGGAGUAAUAUAAAAACAAUGUGUUAAUUUUUUAGUGAUACUAUUUUUCUUUCUAUGUCUCCAUUUUUGGUUGCAUUUGUAUAUCUAAGGCCUCCAAGCUUCUCUAAAAAAGAAAAAAAAAAACCUUUUGUCUAUUUCAGAAAUAAAUACUGUUAUUUUUAAUAUUAAGAUGAAACUGCUAUUAGUAUCUUUAACAAGCACUGUGGAACAUUAAAUCCUAUAAAAUAGUAGUAACUAUUUUUUAAUUCCAGGGUGUGUGUCUGCUUUUUGCUUUUUAUUUUUCCUUUUGUUUUUAAGUAUUUUCUUACCUUAAUAUUUGUCAGAUUUUACCUAAAGGAAAUAAAAUGAAAUCUAGUAUUAACCAUAGGUAUGCUCUGAAUAAUUUUUUGAUUUAAUAAAAGGGAUAUGGUUUCCGGUGUUUAUUGUAGUGUUUUCUUGUACAGAUAACAGUGUAUUUUUAAAGAGAAAAAAAAAACGGAAGUAAAGCUAUUUUUUUCUUGACAUUUUUAAUUGAUCUGCAGGACAUUCCGUUUUGAAUUGUACUGAAGUUACUGUUUUAGGAUCUUCCCUCCCCCCCUUCCCAUUUCUUUAUAAUGCUUGAAAUGUCUAACUGUAUACAAAAACACAAUUGGAUAAUGUUGAGCAUGAUGUUUUAAACAAAAAAUGUUCUUUUUAUUUGACUGACAGUUGCAUUUUACACUCUCUCUAUAAUAAAAAAAAAUUCCACAUGAUA